UCAAGGACCAAACAAAUAUUCUGAAUACAUUGUCACUUUCGUUCGCAAUAACACGUCAAUUCGCCCUAUUACUCAUAUCAACGUUCGUCAUUCAAUCGUUAAGUGUUUGAUGGAUGCACAAGCCCUCAGUCUCUUACUGAUAUUAGUGUCUUUGCCAGUUGCCUUAGAACAAACUUGGUAGAUUUUGCUUUUGUUGAACCGCUGAUUUGUAAAAUGUCGUACACUAACGGCACCUCAAAUAGAGGAGGAUAUGAGCAAAUUGGCCCUGAAGCACCGCUUCUAAAUACUGGCCCAUCUUCGGACGGUUCUAAAGGAUCAAGAUUGGUCCAUUUUAUCCUUGGUUCCAUUACUGCUGUUAUUGUAGUCAGUACCUUUAUUGGUUCCUUUAUUUUUCACAAAGAAUCAUCUGUGGCAUUAAAUGUUUUCUUUGCAUCUUGCAUCCUUUUGACUUGCACUUCAAAUAUUUCCCUGAUGAUUUGGUAUCGAAAUCAAGAAGUCACCUCCAUAGUUCGUUUCAUCAUCCACUUCAACUCGAUAAACAUAAUAUUGCUCUGCAUAUGUGCCAACUUGUACCUUCAUGGUUUCUAGCCUUCAGCUUCUUUAUGACAUUUGAUUAAUGACGAACAAGUUAUUUUUUGUAUCAACUAAAUAAUGUGUAAUGCCAGCAGAAAAGAAAUAACAAGACUGAAAAAUUGAUUUUUUUGUAACUAUUUACAUAUUCUUAAAUGAAUUCAAACUGGGGGGAUGGGAGGGAGAACUUAGAAUAUUUAAGAAAACUUAUAUAGUUGAUAGCACUCAAUGCAAGUCAUUUGUUAUUUUGGAUAGAGGACAAAAAUGCACAGAAAAAAAAAAUCAUUUUUUGUUGUUAUUUUAUAAUUUUUCUUAUAAUAAUCGGGAAGCAACAAGACUUUUUGACAAUUAAAAAAUUAUGGUUUGGUUUGGUCCCCGGCUGUAGUCUUAGUAAAUAAUACCGUAUUUAUAUAUCCUUCAUCUGGGUGGAUAUACACACGUAUGGCGCCUUUUUUUUUUCCUUUCUUAAAUCUCCCACAAGUAAACAAACACUUUGAUGACGAUACAAUAAUCGACGACUGACAUACAAAACAAACAAGAAAAAAAAAAAAAGAAACAAGCACACACACUUAGCACGCACAGCAAGCCGUGGGAUAUAGUAUAAAGGUAAAACAAAAAAGGAAUUUGGGAAUAAGGAGGA
Molecule: messenger RNA, 1210 nt
Organism: Daphnia pulex (common water flea)
Lineage: Eukaryota; Metazoa; Arthropoda; Branchiopoda; Diplostraca; Daphniidae
Product: transmembrane protein 243-like
Exons: 3
Coding region: 214-588 (124 amino acids)
Source: RefSeq, a predicted model, not a curated record